AUGGCUUGGUCCAAGUCGACCCGGAUCAGCGUUAUGCUGGUCCUAGACAUUGUCUUCUUUCUCCUCGAGCUGAUUGUUGGCAUGCUCGUCAAAUCGCUUGCCCUUCUUGCUGAUGCCUUUCACAUGCUCAACGAUAUCAUUUCGCUCUGCGUCGGGCUCUGGGCCGUUGCCGUGGCGAGCAAAGCCACGACCGACAAGUUCUCCUACGGGUGGCUACGAGCCGAGAUCCUCGGUGCAUUCUUCAAUGCCGUGUUCCUCAUUGCGCUUUGCAUCUCCAUCAUUCUAGAGGCCAUCACGAGAUUUUUCGAUCCGCCCGACAUUGAUAACCCGAAGCUUAUCCUCAUUGUCGGUUCUGUCGGUCUUGCUUCCAAUCUGGUUGGUUUCAUAAUCCUUGGUGGACAUGGCCAUGAUCACGGACACGAUGAUCACGACCACGGCCACGACCAUGAAGAGCAUGGACAAGAAGAACACGACCACCCGCAUUCUCACGACCACGCUGCUGAGGAGGGUCGUGCUACCUCGGUCCAUCGGCACGCCGCCGGAUAUGAGGAUGGAGGCUCGCCUGUAACCACGGUCGGAGGCCCUGCCACUCUGGAGCCGUCGACACCACCCCGGCGCAUCCGCUUUAGCACGGAAGAUACACCCAACAGCCGCGGCUCGGCUUCUUCGCGGGCACGGGACCGUUCCCGUCGCAGGGCCGCCAGCUUGCGACAGUCGCGUCUUCCGAGCAUCGACGAUAUGAAUUUCUACCCCUCGAGCUUCCGACAGGAUAUCAUUGAUGCCAGCCGGUCGAGGACGGCCGAUGCCGAAGAAGCUGACGAGGACGUCGACGUGUCGGGUUCCCAGAACAUGCGGGACAGCGAGCCGGCCGAGGAUACCCCGCUCCUCAAGCCCGACGGCGAGGAUGCCAGGUAUCAUCUACCUGCUAUGGGACGUCCCAGGAGAGAUUCGAGUGUGCACGGCGAGCAUAACCACAGGAAGCCACGGGAAGGCAAGAAGAGCCUUGGGCACAGCCAUGGCGACAUGGGCCUGAACGGCCUGAUUCUCCACGUCCUCGGCGACGCGCUUGGCAAUGUCGGCGUCAUCGCCACCGCCCUUAUCAUCUGGCUGACUGACUGGCCGGGCAAGAUGUAUGCCGACCCGGCCGUCUCGCUCUUCAUCACCCUCAUCAUCCUGAAGUCGGCCGUCCCCCUGACGGUGGCCACGUCCAAGAUCCUCCUCCAAGCCACCCCGGACCACAUCGACCUGAACGAGAUCCGCGAGGACAUUCAGAAUCUCCCCGGCGUCAUGAGCUGCCACCACGUCCACGUCUGGCAACUCUCCGACACCAGGGUCGUCGCCUCGAUGCACGUCCAGGUCAGCUUCCCCAUCACCGCCGAGGGAGGGGAGAAGUACAUGGAGCUCGCCAAGCGGGCGCGCCAGUGCCUCCACGCCUACGGCAUCCACAGCGCCACCAUCCAGCCCGAGUUCCGCCUCGAUGACGAACAACACGCUUGCGUCGUCGACGAGGCUCCCGCUCCGGGGGACGACCCCGCCGCGUGGGACGCUGCCCGCAAUAAUUCCCUCUGUCUCCUCGAAUGCGUGGACGAGUGCGUCGGGAAGGGCUGCUGUUCGACCGGCACUACCAUUGCCGGGUCGAGCCCCCCUAGCCAGCCCAGCCAUGGUCCGGACUCGCCGACACAUUCACAUUAG
Sodiomyces alkalinus F11 is the source of this 1692-nucleotide messenger RNA. RefSeq names its product cobalt uptake protein COT1. The record is from RefSeq and is a predicted model, not a curated record. The transcript is spliced from 3 exons. Gene Ontology annotation, molecular function: zinc ion transmembrane transporter activity. Lineage: Eukaryota; Fungi; Ascomycota; Sordariomycetes; Glomerellales; Plectosphaerellaceae. Gene Ontology annotation, cellular component: membrane. Gene Ontology annotation, biological process: zinc ion transmembrane transport; intracellular zinc ion homeostasis. Bases 1 to 1692 code for a protein of 563 amino acids.